AUGGAUCACAUAGUCGCGGCUUUGUCUCGCAGGAAAAUGUUCUCCACCUCGAAAAUCUGCAUCGCCGGUCUCAUCUUGUUCAUCUACCUCCUCUACAUCAUGCUAUCUUCCGAACACCCGAAAAUCACGCCUCAAAAAAACCUGAGCAUGAGCGGAAAACACCCCAGAAACGUUCAAAAGACCUCGGCAUCUUUCAUCAUCCCAGCAUCCGAUGAAUACGCCACAACCAACAGGAAAGGCAAAAAAGACAAAAACAACAACACUGAUGCUGCUGAAGGCAAUAGUCGGCGGGUGUUGAUUGUUGGCGCCGGAUUAAGCGGAGCUGUGCCCGUGAAUAUCAAGACCGUGAAUGCAGUUUUCAAUUUGACAAUCGAAACUGAAACUCAAAUGAAAGAUUGGUUGAAGAAGCAUCAAAUCACUCCUCCGUCCGGAAAGGCAACAAACAGCGAGGAAACAGCAAAAUCUAGAGUUGGAGAACGACUAUACGAACUUCUUUUCAAAGACUACACGAAGAAGCAAUGGGACAAAUAUCCAGCGGAACUCAAGCCUUCCGUUUUGGAGCGGAUCCCGGUGAGAUCCAACGCAGACGGCAGGUAUUUCCACGACACGCACCAAGCAUUGCCUUCAAGGGGUUACACGAGGAUUUUCAAGCGAAUGCUUGACACUCCUGCCAUCACAGUGAAGCUGAAUACCGAGUUUUUCACGUCCAGGAAACGCGGAACUUUGGGUGCUCACGAUUACCUCUUUUUCACUGGGCCGAUUGAUCGGUACUUUGAGUCCUCGGGUCUUCCAGCAUUGGAGUACCGCAGCUUGGAGUUUCACAGAGAAGUUUUCAACACAACCAACGGGGGUUACACGAGGAUUUUCAAGCGAAUGCUUGACACUCCUGCCAUCACAGUGAAGCUGAAUACCGAGUUUUUCACGUCCAGGAAACGAGGAACUUUGGGUGCUCACGAUUACCUCUUUUUCACUGGGCCGAUUGAUCGGUACUUUGAGUCCUCGGGUCUUCCAGCAUUGGAGUACCGCAGCUUGGAGUUUCACAGAGAAGUUUUCAACACAACCAACGGGUUUGUUAAUUAA
Molecule: messenger RNA, 1080 nt
Organism: Notodromas monacha
Lineage: Eukaryota; Metazoa; Arthropoda; Ostracoda; Podocopida; Cyprididae
Source: the annotation of a GenBank genome assembly